GGGUAGGCGGGGGGCGGGCAGCCGGGGCGGGCCACGCCGGUGCCGGUAGGGCGGCGGGAUGGGGUGGGCGCUGCUGGGUGCGGGGCUGCUGCUGGCCCUCUACACGCUGCUUCGCCACGGGCUGCGCCCCGCCGUCCCCCCGCCCCGCUCCCCCGCCGCGCUCCGCGGCCGCACCGCCAUCGUCACCGGGGGAAGCGGCGGCAUCGGGGCGGCCACGGCGCUGGAGCUGGCCCGCGGCGGGGCCCGCGUCGUGCUGGCGGCCCGCGACGCCCUGCGGGGGGAGGCCGCCGCCCGCCGCAUCCGCACGGAGACGGGGAACCCGGAGGUGCGGUUCAUGCAGCUGGACCUGGCCAGCCUACGCUCGGUACGAGCCUUUGCCAGCGCCUUCCUGCGCCAGGAGCCCCACCUGCACCUCCUCAUCAACAACGCGGGGGUGAGCGCCGGGGGCAUGACAGAGGAUGGCUUCAGCCUCUCCUUCCAGGUGAACCACCUGGGCCACUUCUUGCUCACCCAGCUGCUGCUGGAGCGGCUGCAGAGCUGCGCGCCCAGCCGCGUGGUCAUCGUCGCUUCCCGCGCCCACUGCGCCGGCCGCCUGCACCCCGACACCCUGGGCCGCCCACCCCCUGGGCCGCUGUCAGCCUUCCAGGACUACUGCGACAGCAAGCUGGCCAACAUGCUGCACGCCCGCGAGCUGGCCACGCGCCUGCAGGGCACCCAGGUGACGUGCUACGCCGUGCACCCAGGGUUCGUCAACACGGAGCUCUUCCGCCACACGCCACUCUGGCUGAAGCCGUUCUUCCUGCCGCUGGUCUGGCUCUUCUUCCGCGAGGCGGCCGAAGGCGCCCAGACCUCCCUGCACUGCGCCACGCAGGAGGGCCUCGAGUGCUUCAGCGGCCGCUACUUCGCCGACUGUCGCCUGCAGGAGCCGUGGCCACUGGCCCGCGACGACCGGCUUGCCCGGGCGCUCUGGGAGGCCAGCGAGAGGCUGGUGGGGCUGGUUGGGGCUGGGGAGAGCCCUUCGCCAGCCCCUGCUGCUGUCAGGCAAUAAAAGUGGUGGUGGUGAACGGGAGGGAGCCGGCCG
Chroicocephalus ridibundus (black-headed gull) is the source of this 1081-nucleotide messenger RNA. RefSeq names its product dehydrogenase/reductase 13 (gene DHRS13). The record is from RefSeq and is a predicted model, not a curated record. The coding region runs from base 59 to 1048 and encodes 329 amino acids. Lineage: Eukaryota; Metazoa; Chordata; Aves; Charadriiformes; Laridae. The transcript has 5 exons.